UGGGCGGCGCGGGAGGAGGGCUGCUGGGAGCGCCCGGCCUGCACUGGCCGCCAGCCACCGAGAGGAGGAGCAGAGGAUCCUCGGAGCGCAAUAAAACGGCGGCUCGGCCCGAGCCCGCAGCAAACACAGCCAUAGAAGGCAGCGGAGGAGCCCAGCCGGGCUGCGCUCGCUCGCCGCCCCCCAGCCUCUUUCUUCUCCGCCGGGUGCACUGCCCCGCACUCUCCCCUCGCCGCUUCCCCCCGACACAAAGAGGACAGAAAGUUUGCGCGGGGGAGCGGGCCAGGUGAGGAGGGGCGUGCCCGGCCCCCCAGCCCGCGCCACAGCAGCCGGACACAGGCCCCCAGCGCGCCAUGGGCGCCGCGGCCCGCAGCCUUCGCCUGGCGCUCGGCCUCCUGCUGCUGGCCACGCUGCUGCGCCCCGCCGACGCCUGCAGCUGCUCCCCGGUGCACCCGCAACAGGCGUUUUGCAAUGCAGACGUAGUGAUCAGGGCCAAAGCAGUGAGCGAGAAGGAGGUGGAUUCCGGGAACGACAUCUACGGCAACCCCAUCAAGAGGAUUCAGUAUGAGAUCAAGCAGAUAAAGAUGUUCAAAGGACCUGACAAAGACAUCGAGUUUAUCUACACGGCCCCCUCCUCGGCAGUGUGUGGGGUCUCGCUGGACGUUGGAGGAAAGAAGGAGUAUCUAAUUGCAGGAAAGGCAGAAGGAGAUGGCAAGAUGCACAUUACCCUCUGUGACUUCAUUGUGCCCUGGGACACGCUGAGCACCACCCAGAAGAAGAGCCUGAACCACAGGUACCAGAUGGGCUGUGAAUGCAAGAUCACACGCUGCCCCAUGAUCCCAUGCUACAUCUCCUCCCCGGAUGAGUGCCUCUGGAUGGACUGGGUCACAGAAAAGAGCAUCAAUGGGCACCAGGCCAAGUUCUUUGCCUGCAUCAAGAGAAGUGACGGCUCUUGCGCGUGGUACCGCGGGGCGGCACCCCCCAAGCAGGAGUUUCUUGACAUUGAGGACCCGUAAACAGGCUGACAGAGCCCCUGCGGCCAAUUGAAAAGCCUCUGAGGGUUUAGACUGGUCCAGCUCUGACAUCCCUUCCUGGAAACAGCAUGAAUAAAACAUCAAUCAUCCAAGUGGGUUCACGCUAGUGUGAUUCUGCAACCCCCCCCAAUUUUCCCUAAACAUGGUUGUGGGUCUGGAGGGGCAGGUGGGCCAGAGUCCCUGCCACACUCCCUCUGUCUGCCAGGCUGAGCACUGUGUGUCUCAGUCUUUGAUCCUUGGGUACCGGCAGGAGUGGAAAACAGACUUUUUACCAGGUCUCCUUGACACUGUCCCAUACGGCUGGCAGGCAACAUUUAAGGGUCCCCUAGCCCUUUGGGAGCAGAGCCUGGGAAUGUGCAUUUUGCAGAAACGCUUGACGGUUGUUGUGAGACUGUGUAGCCGGCCUACCAGGUCCUUUUCAUCCUGAGAGGGACAUGUCCCUCGCUUUCUGCAGUGGCCACCCCUCUGGCCCAAGGUCUCUCGCCCCUUGCAAGUCCCCCCCCCACCCAUCUCCUCUGCACCUGAUAUGGACUCUGGGCACCAGGGUCUCGCUCGAGUCCAAGAGUAGCCCUCCAACCAGUGAUUCAUUUGUCCAGGAGUCCCAGUGGAGCCUGUGAACCCACACACUUCCAGUGGCGCCCCUUGUGCUGGUGGGAAUGGGAGCCCUCCCUGAGCCAUGUUUCUGGCUGCAGCCAAGUCAUUUCUGUCCUACCCUUCCCCAUCUCCACUCAUCCCCUACUGGGGAGUCUGUGAGGUCUCAUGCUGGAGGCAAGAAUCUGUGUGAGGGAUGCUUGGCUGUCCUUGCUGUCGCUCCUGGGCCUCUUGAGCUAUUUUUGACCCCUUUCCGAGUGGCUUUGGGUGUCUGGGUUGAGCAGCACAGCUCUGCUUUCUGCAGCAUCACACCCUGCUGCCAUUGGGAUGCUGGUAGCACCCACCCACCCCCCCUUUUUUUUUUUUUUUGCACAAAUGGAAGGUGUAAGAGGCUAGUCCUAUAAGACCCCAACAGAAAAAUUCUAGUGGAACCUCCCUGCUACACUGGCCAUCAUUACUUCAUGUGGAUUUCUGCAGUGUUACUAACCAAGCACAUGAACCCGCACACCGAGAGCCUGAGUGCAGCUCUUACCAAGCGGCUUGUUCUUAGAGAGGUCUCAUUCUCCUAAGCUACCGUAUGAGGCUGAGGGCCAAGUGCACUCACUUCUGCCUCUGUCUCUUUAUGUCACAGAGGCUACUUUACCUGUUCAAGGCCCUUAUAGGGAACUGGGGUGCCUACCUGCUCCCUAAAAAAUUGACUUCCUGAUGCCAGUAGGGUAGGGGUUAAAACAGGCAGAACUUUGUCACUAACAAAACAGAGAUAGUCACUCUUCCUCCUACCCAAAUCUUAAAAAUAAGUUGUCCUGAGGACACACAGGUAAGUUAUCCAAACAUGCACGCAUAUGCUCACAUAAAAACAGACUCAGAAGUCUGGCAGCCUGUGAGUGGCCCUUUUGUAAGAUGCUUCCAAGGAUCUCUAUCCUCCUACCAUGUCCUAACCAUCAGAAACCCCAAAGCAGCUGUUAAGAUCUGCCCCCCCCCCACUAGCCACACCCCCACACCCGGAUCUGGCAGCUCAGAACUCAAUUACUUCCCAUUUCAGACAGACUUGGGGUGGGGGGGUUCCCCGGGACUCAGCCUGUGCGCCUGAGGACAUUUUCAUGUUUGCAGUGAUGUUCUUCCCAGGAUGCCGUCAUGGACCAGCCCACGAGACCCUGCAGUCUAUCCUGGCCUGCCUCUUUGCUUCCUGUGCAGUGGUAUCAUGUGUAACAAUGCCCAUUUCUGCUGACUUCUUGACAUGUUCUGGUUUGUUCCUGAUGUUCGCUGUGAGCAUUCGUGUGCUGUGUUUAUGCCCUUGGUAGCAUUAGACUUUGCACUUUUUAAAAACAAAAGUUUCGGCAUCGAGGAAGCAUUUGACCCAGAGUGGAAAACAUAGCACGACAGCUGUCUGGGGCCGAGGAACCCUUCAUAUCCUUGAGUUCUUUGAAUAUCUGUUUUCCCAGCCCCCUGACUCCUGUGCCUGCUUCAAAUCAUCAUGAAGGAAGGAAUCUCUGAGUAGAUUGGUUCUAAAAGAUGGCCUUUAUUAUUUCCUACUCACCUUGAUUUUUCUAGCCACACCAGGCAGAUAAGAGACAAACACGCAAACGAUUGGGACAAAGUGCCAGACAGAUGGCAGCUGAGCAACAGCCACUCAAAUGCCUUCGCAGCAAGUCGACUGCAAUGUAUAGUUUAAGGGGUAUGUCCACUUGGCAUUGUUUAAUUUGGCAGUGUUGUGUUCUAAGCACUGGGCUUUCCUCCCUCUUAUCUCCAUCAUGCCAGCAACUCGAAAUAUUUCAGAUGACGUUUACACAGUAUGUAUUUCCAAAUCUCCGCUUGACGCAUAUUAAGGCAUAUCUGUGAGCUUGCCGCGUAAUUUAAAGCUUUGUUGAUUUUGUUUCCGUUUAAACUCUUGGUUGUUGGGGGGGGGGGAGAACCGUGUUCAUGAUGCAAUAUGAAGUCUGAGACGAACCCCCUGCACGCCAUGCUGGCAACACCUGAGAGUUGUUGAAAGGCAAGGAGCCAGCUGCACGCGUCUCUGAUGCUUUGUACCGGUUUUUAUUUUUAUUUUUGAGUGAUUGCUCUGUCAAUGGACAAUAAACCAUAUUAUCAAAGAGAA
This is a messenger RNA of Phodopus roborovskii (desert hamster), 3717 nucleotides long. It is a transcript of the gene Timp2, whose product is annotated as TIMP metallopeptidase inhibitor 2. NCBI's taxonomy places the organism in Eukaryota, Metazoa, Chordata, Mammalia, Rodentia, Cricetidae. The record is from RefSeq and is a predicted model, not a curated record. Gene Ontology annotation, biological process: negative regulation of endopeptidase activity; negative regulation of membrane protein ectodomain proteolysis. Gene Ontology annotation, molecular function: metalloendopeptidase inhibitor activity; protease binding. Bases 351 to 1013 code for a protein of 220 amino acids. Gene Ontology annotation, cellular component: extracellular matrix. The transcript has 5 exons.